AUGGACAAGUUUUUAGGAGUCUCAGAAAGUGGAUCAGCCAAAUGCGUCAUCUGUGGGCAUGUUAACAAAUCCUGUGGAAACACCACAAAUCUGUUCAAUCAUUUGAAGCGGGCUCAUCCGACUGUGCUCAGCGUUCCAAAAGGCGUAGCAAGGAUUGCGGACUUUUUCGACACUAAUUCAAAGAAAACGUACGAAAAUGGCUCAUUCCGGAAAUCUUCGCUGGACAAGGCUCUUAUUUCGAUGAUCGCUACAGACCUACAGCCUUUCAGGAUUGUGGAGGGCGCAGGAUUCCGCAAUUUUGUCUACUGUCUGGACCCGCAAUACACUUUACCCUGCAGGAGGACAUUAAAUGAUGUCUUAUUGUCAAACAUGUAUGAAGAUAUAUUUGACAUCAAAAGCGCAGUCUUGUGCACAAGCAAACUGCUAAACGAUUUGGAUCACAUGAGCGAAAACAUUGCUAGCUCUCUUCACGAGGUUCUCUCAGAGUGGGGUGUGGCCAGCAACGUAUCUGCCAUUGUGACAGAUAAUGCUUCCUCCAUGAUCAAGUCCUGCUCAAUUGUAGGAAAACGUCACAUGCCUUGCUUCGCCCAUACCUUGAAUCUCAUCAUGCAGGAAUCCUUACAGUAG
Molecule: messenger RNA, 627 nt
Organism: Drosophila ficusphila
Lineage: Eukaryota; Metazoa; Arthropoda; Insecta; Diptera; Drosophilidae
Product: E3 SUMO-protein ligase ZBED1-like
Exons: 2
Coding region: 1-627 (208 amino acids)
Molecular function (GO): DNA binding
Source: RefSeq, a predicted model, not a curated record